Leguminivora glycinivorella is the source of this 761-nucleotide messenger RNA. RefSeq lists its product as uncharacterized. The record is from RefSeq and is a predicted model, not a curated record. The transcript is spliced from 3 exons. The coding region runs from base 95 to 622 and encodes 175 amino acids. Lineage: Eukaryota; Metazoa; Arthropoda; Insecta; Lepidoptera; Tortricidae.
GUAUAAAUACCAAAGUCAUGCUUUUUUGAUCAUGACCAAAUGAAAACCAUGCGCGUCAGUUACCCGAUUGCAGCAGUGGCGAUAUAUUUUAAAAAUGGAUUUGCACUGCAGCUGCUGCCUGCUGCGGCGGCCGGAGAGGGGACUCGCUACGCUGUACAACCACAACGGCAGGACGGAGGUGUACUCCGACAUGCUAAGAGAAUGCUUUGAUAUCAAUCUGAUCUCAACAUAUGAUAAGUACGGCAUCUGUGAGGUGUGCGUCGGCCGCUUGCGAGAUGCCAGUGAUUUUAAGCUGCAAGUGAAGUGUUGUCAGGAAAAGCUACAUCAAUGCCUGCAAAGAGAGUUCUCAGACACAGAUAAAAUAGAAGAAAUAAUACUCAAGGAUAAGCUUCAAAUAGCGUCGAUAUACGGCGGGGCACCAACGCCGGCGCCCGCUGACGCAGACAUAUGCGACUCCCAGAACCGGCCACAUAUUCCGGCGACACUGCGCAUACAUGCAACGUCUGCCAGAAAUCAUUUGACCACAAAUCAAGGCUCAAAGUUCACCGUCGAAUACACACAGGAGAAAAACCGUACUCGUGCAAUGUAUGUAAUAAAAAAUUCGCACAAAAAGGCAACUUGAACGCUCACUUCAAGUACCACAUGGGUGACUUUAAGUUCUCCUGUGACAAGUGCGAUACGCGAUUUACACAGAAAUCUCACUGGAGCAAACACAUGUUGAUACAUACCGGUGAAAAACCUCACAAAUGCAAAGUAUGUAA